Ordospora colligata OC4 is the source of this 411-nucleotide messenger RNA. RefSeq lists its product as uncharacterized. Bases 1 to 411 code for a protein of 136 amino acids. The transcript has a single exon. The record is from RefSeq and is a predicted model, not a curated record. NCBI's taxonomy places the organism in Eukaryota, Fungi, Microsporidia, Ordosporidae.
AUGUAUGAAUUGACGAAAAAAGAGAUUAAAGGUGAUAAGAAUGAGAGUGAUAACAAGGAUCAUGAGAAGGGUGUAGUGAGUAGCAUGAGAGAUCAAAUGAUUGCAAAGAUGGUAUGUGUUGGAUUAUGUGUAUUAGCAAUGAUAGUUGAGAUGGCUAUGAUAAUAAUAAGUAUAAUGAAUGGGAAUGGGAAUGAUACGAGUACUGAUGAUAUUAACAAGAUGAUUACUACAGCAGUAAGUAUAGCAAUAAUACUGAAUAUGAUGAGAUAUGUGAUGAGUAAGAAUCAAGCAGGUUGGUAUCAUGGAGUGAUGAUAGGAGGAAGUCUGAUUAUAGGAUCUAUGAGAGCUGUAAUGCUUGCAAGUGCAAUGAUAAGAGAGUAUAUGAGUGUGAUGAACAUAGUGAUGAUGUGA